Messenger RNA from Vigna umbellata (rice bean), 1133 nucleotides. RefSeq names its product 28 kDa ribonucleoprotein, chloroplastic-like. Gene Ontology annotation, cellular component: chloroplast thylakoid membrane. NCBI's taxonomy places the organism in Eukaryota, Viridiplantae, Streptophyta, Magnoliopsida, Fabales, Fabaceae. Gene Ontology annotation, biological process: chloroplast rRNA processing. The record is from RefSeq and is a predicted model, not a curated record. Gene Ontology annotation, molecular function: mRNA binding.
GGUGUAAAAGAAAACACAGCACAGCAUAGCACACACUGAGGCUAAACAUGGCACCUAAUACCAUUUUCUUGCUCUCCUUCACAUCUUCCUCCUUACCCACACCCUUAUUCAACCACCAUCUCCACACCCAAUUCAGAUCUUCCCGCAAACCAUUCGUUUCCUUUUCCAAGGCUACGACUUUCUCCUUCACCGCCUCGGCGGCCACGGUGGAUAAAGGAAGGGUCGUUCACGGAGGACAAAACGCGGAGGAAGAAACGUUCAAGCAACCAAGACCAACCGAAGUCUACAUCUGCAACCUUCCAAGAAGCUGUGACGUACAACAUCUACUUCAUAUGUUCAACCCUCAUGGAACCGUACUCUCUGCUCAGGUUUGCCGCAGUGAGGAGACUGGUGAGAGUAGAGGGAGUGCUUAUGUCACAAUGGCAUCUAUUGACUCCGCAAAAAAGGCAAUUGAGGCAUUGGAUGCAUCGGAUGUUGGUGGGCGCGAAGUGCUGGUUAGAUUUUCAGCUGAGAUGAAUCCCAAGAGGAGGAGGAAUCUUGACACGAUGAAUUCGUUACCCAUGAGAACUAUAUACUAUGAAGGUCCUCAUAAGUUGUAUGUUGGGAAUCUUUCCAAGUUUACCAUGCCUGAAGACCUGAGGCAGCUUUUUGGUAGAUUUGGUAAUGUGACCAGUGUAAGGGUGUUGCAAGAUACGAGACAAGGAAAACAAAGGGUUUAUGCGUUUGUUUCCUAUCUUUCAGAGAGAGAACGAAAUGCUGCACUAUCUCUCAAUGGAACGGUGCUUUGUGGUCGAACACUAGUGAUUAGAGAGCGUUUAAAGAGAGAUGAAUAAGAUCUGACAGGAUAUUCAGAUUUUGCGUAGUGAUAGUUGCAAUUUUGAUUGUUUGGGAGGAAGCUCUGGUCUGGUAUCCAUAACUGAGAUUGAUGGGAGAACUUGAGAGCUAGAAUAUGUCAGCAAGUGGGGGUAGAUCUACUGUGAAAAGUCCAUCAAAAUCUGGAUUUAUUCCUUGUAUUCAAAUUUCCAAUCAUCAAUAUCUCUGUAUAUUUGAUAGUUCAAAAUAUGAUUUUUUGAGUGAAAAAGUAUUCAACUUAAGAUCAAGAAAUAGAAUGGCAGACCUGAUAGGAAACUUCA